UCAGUCGGACUCUGGAGGCUAUCCCCUUAGCGUCUUUGCUGCCCCCCUUAGUGUCUUUGCUCUUUCGGUGUGUGUCUGCGUGUGUUGUUGUGUGUGCGUGUGUGUCUGUGUGUGCGUAUGCCUCUGCUUGAUCUGAGGAAGAUAUUGCCAGAGUCAUUGAAAGAGUUUUUUUGUUUUCUUUUGAGACGAGUCCCACAUUGGAUUGUUGAUUGUAAACUCUGAGGAGGACGGCGGGAGGACUACAACUCUUUCAGAAAGCUGGUCCCAAGAUGUUCUGCUCCAGGAGAGCUCUACAACAAUGGUGCUUCUCGCUGUUCCUGCUCUGUUCUCCGGUGCCUCACUACGGCCGACCCAUUGACGCCCUGAGCAACAGAAUGAAGCGCUCAGUGACUCACGCUCAGCUCAUGCACGACAAAGGCCGCACGCUACAGGACUUCAAGCGGCGCAUGUGGCUGCAGGAGCUUCUGCACGAGGUGCACACGGCCGCCAUCCGCGAUCUGCCUUCGCGACCCGCCCUGACCUCCGGCGGCAGCAGCAGCAGCAGCAUUAGCGGCGGCGUUGGUGGUGCUGCAGCUGGCGGCGGCGGCGUUGUGGGCGUAGGCAGCGCCGUGUCCGUCGGCGUGGGCGUGGGCGGAGUCGGGGUGGCGCUGCCGGGCCCGGCCGCCACCAUCAACCUGAGCACCACCGGGAGCACGCUGCACUCCAAGCCCCCCGGCGGCACCAAGAACCUCCCCGUCAGCUUCCGGCUGGGGGAGGAGGAGGAGGAGCUGGGCGGGGGCACCCACCUGCCCCAGGAGACCAACAAGUCGCAGGCGUACAAAGACCGCGGCGCCACGGGCAAGAAGAAGAAGAAGGGCCGGUCGGGGAAGAGGCGCGAGGGCGAGAAGAGGAAGAGGCGGGCGCGCUCGCUGCGGUGGCUGGGCCGGGACGACGCCGGGAGCGGAUACCACCUGGGGUGGAGGCCUGUGUGGGGUCUACCGAGGGCGCGCCACUAG
Molecule: messenger RNA, 995 nt
Organism: Gadus chalcogrammus (walleye pollock)
Lineage: Eukaryota; Metazoa; Chordata; Actinopteri; Gadiformes; Gadidae
Gene: pthlha
Product: parathyroid hormone-like hormone a
Exons: 3
Coding region: 270-995 (241 amino acids)
Biological process (GO): osteoblast development; bone mineralization; adenylate cyclase-activating G protein-coupled receptor signaling pathway
Cellular component (GO): extracellular region
Molecular function (GO): hormone activity; peptide hormone receptor binding
Source: RefSeq, a predicted model, not a curated record